AUGCUGCCUUCAGAUUCACUUCCCUACGAAAUCAUUUCAGAAAUCCUCUCACCACUUCUCAAGGUCCCAGACGAGCUUUUCGCUGACAACAGCCCCAUCUCUCCAUUCGCUCAGUAUUCCCAUCAAUCCACUGCUGCGUACUUGGCUGUAUGCAAAAAAUGGUUGCAUGCCGCGACACCGUUGCUUUACCACGUUGUCGUCCUGCGUUCCGUUGGCCAGGCCGAGGCGCUGGCGUUGACUUUAGCGACGCACAACGGCCUUGGGAAUCACAUUCGGAAACUUAGAGUGGAAGGUGGCUACGGAGACUCGAUGCUCACCAUUCUUGCGAGUGCGCCAAACAUCACAGACCUAUAUCUGUCAUUAGAAAUCUGGGGCGCAAAUAGCACGACUGGACUCUGCCAAGGAUUGCCUCUCAUCAAUCCGACACGUCUUAUCAUCAACGAGGGCGGGAGUUUGCGGAGGAGUAAACAAGUAACAAACCUCAUUGGUACAAUUCGCACGGCGAUUGUUGAAUCCUGGGAUCACUUGACAUUUUUUGUCUCGCCUUACAUUUAUGCGAGGGACUCCGAUGGCCGCGCGGCACUUUUCUUCGAGUCAUUGGCCCAAGCCGCCAGAGUACAGACAGUGGUGACUCCCCGCGAAGACUGUCUCGAUUGGGUUUACCCCUUGGUUAAAUCAUGCCCCCUACAGCAUAUGGGAUUCAACAGUCGAAAAUUCUGGUGGUACCACAGGCACGCAAAACAAGGAUCUUUGCGAGAUCCCGCGCUAAAGCAACUCAUCCGUAACUAUGAACUAGUAUAUCGGCCACGCUCAAGAGAGGCAGAAUUCCCUCAGUCGGUUGACGAAGACUCUGCGGCUGAUGCUAGCACCAGUACCCCGUUCUCGCCUAUGGGCUCCCAGCCUCUACAGCUCCAAGAAUCAAUCUGGUCUCGCAUUCUUCAGCUCACAAUGGCUCUACCGGAACGUGAUUGGCGGGAUGUCGGGCUGCUUUCGCUUCGAACUUCAAGACUGUCGAUUUUAUGCGUCUCCAAGAUGUUCUAUAGACUAGGACGUUCUUCGUAUUAUUCAAACUUAUCUUUCUUUGGCUCUCCCGCUAACUUAGACAGACUCAACAAGCUUCUGUCAGAACCAGACCUACAAAUCAAGACCUUUUACUCGGUCCGAUUUCGCACCAAGCCGUUACCGUGGGAUCUAUUCGAACGGCUUUUGAGCCGGAGUGGUACAACAUUGCAAGACUGUGGUGCAGAAGUCGACGCUGCAUAUAAUUUUGGAGAAGAGCUUACUCCUCCCACUCGAAUUAUCGAUGCAACAGAGAUUUUCUCGAGAGUACCGAGUCUCAGAAGGCUCAGAUGGGCAUGCAAGGCCGUUUUUCAUACGCCCGAUGAGACGAACGCUGGAGAAAUUCCCAAGCUUGAGGCAUUAUGGAUCCACGUCACGGAUCCCACCUUCUUGGACGCUUUAGCUGCCGCACGGCUUCCUUCGCUCACAACGCUCUAUGCAACCACAAAUACUGUCAACUAUGUUCCAUUUCUGUCUGCCCAUGGAGCGUCAUUGACGGUGCUUCACAUAUCUUGCGCAAUUGUGGACGAGAUGUGGGCACAAAGCCACAGGGCCAGAGCGCUUGUCCGCUCUGUGUCCUUGUCUCACGGAACUGUCUGUCCUUUGGCCAGAUCUAGCAGCAAUUUGGUCGACCCUACCCUCCAAGAAAUGCCUUCUUACCCUUUGAGUGGCGCGCGGACACGCCCGCCUUAUCGCGAAGACGACGCAGCGUGGCCAUCUCUCCUCCCCCUGUCACCAGCAAAUUCCAAUCGCUGA
Messenger RNA from Mycena indigotica, 1815 nucleotides. RefSeq lists its product as uncharacterized. The coding region runs from base 1 to 1815 and encodes 604 amino acids. Lineage: Eukaryota; Fungi; Basidiomycota; Agaricomycetes; Agaricales; Mycenaceae. The transcript has 6 exons. The record is from RefSeq and is a predicted model, not a curated record.